AUGGUGGACUACUACAAUGCAACGGGAGGGAGGUGGGAGCCGCUGCUCGAGCGAGUCGUGGCCCAGGGAGACAGGGCGAUCGUCACUCGCCGCCGUGUUGCUGCUCAGGACCCCAACACCGUUACCGGGGUCGUGGGUGGGGGGCAGGGCGAGGAGGGGGAGGGGGAAGGGGAAUCGUGCUCAGUGGUUAGGCUGUCGUGCUUCGAGGAGGACGUCAAGCCGCAGCCGCAGCGGUACUCACCGUUCUUGCUGCAGAACAGAACCGGCCUGAAGCUGGAGUUCUGGGCACACCAGGACAAGGUCGACAGUGUGUCUCGAUUCGGAAAACGGGGCACCGUGGUGGGGGGCAUGUCGGACCAGCCCUUCAGUACCUCCAGCACGACGGAGGGGCAGUCGCAGCAGCCUGGGAGAAGGAACAGGCGCCACGCAUCGUGGUUGCUGUCUGUCCGCCUGGUCACCGCCCAGAGUCCGUCUGAUGUGCAGCAGACGGGUGCCGACGACCCACCAGGGGUUUCGGGGGUUGGAGGCGACGACGACGAGGGGCAGCGGUUCUUAAACCUCCCCCUCACCGAGGCGGGACGUAGCUUCUUGCAGUGCUUGCUUGUCAUGGAAGGCGUGCCCGGACGAGAAGCGGCCGGGGACAGGGGACAGUCGCCGAGACGGCUCAGCAGGUGUGACGCGAUAUGGGAGGUUUGCCUGGAGAACGGUCGCCACACGGUGACCCUGCGGUCGGCGCUCGAAGUCGUGAACAAGUGCGGGUCCUGGCUGGAAGUUCGGUGCUCCACGGAUUCGUUUGCCGCCGGCAGGGGGGACGGGGACAAGGCGAAAGAGGAGGUCGUGGGAGCGGUUGCUCCCGGGGGCCGUCUGCCCUUACCGCUGAGGUGGAGCCGUGCGGAAGACAUCAGGCUGCGCCCGUGGCCGCGGAGCCAGGGCGGCGGGUUCGGGGACGGCAGGCGCUCUUCUUCACCCUCUAACAAUAGCAUGCCCAAGAAAGUCGUGGAAGUUCACCAUCUAGCGGGGGAAUCGGGGGAUCAGGGAGAGAGAUCGUACGAGUACAGCGACUGCUCGGUGCUGGUGCCGGCGGCAAGGGCUGGAGAAGGCGAGCUCGGGGCCACGACGGCGGUCAUCCCCUGGGUGGCAUGCAAUCCCUCCCAACCUUCCACCAACUCCCCCGCCGAUGGUGACACAACCGCAUGCCGCAAGCCCCUCUUCCUGUUCCUUGAGGGGCUCGACGCGAACGAUCCGGAGGGGGGGGGACACGGCGCCGCCAUCCCCGGAGGAGGAAGCCGCCGGAAAGCCUCAUCCGACCCCUGGUCGAAAACCAGGCGCACAAGUCGAGACGGUGGCGGUAGAAGCAACAGCAGGGUGGUGGCAAACGCGACACUUCAUGGCCGACAGCGGCAGCGCCCCGACGCUUCGUUUCCUACCCGAGUGGUUGACUCCCCCCGCUCGGCCGGAAACCCGAUGGCGGCGUUGUCCUUGCGGCCCCUGGAGGUGGUGGUGUACGCCUCCCUCAGCUUUCGAAACCUCCUGCCCGUCGGCGUUGGGUGGAGGGUAGCCGGCGCGAGGGGUGACGCGGGUGCGAGGCUGGCGGAGGGGUGGUUGACGCCCGGGGACGGGGUCCACGUGCUGGAGGCGAACGCGAUGGCCAUGGCACCUUCGCUGUCGUUCAAGGUCGCCGGGUUCGACUGGACUCCCCCUCACCAGGUGGCCGUUGCUGAGCUCAUGCGUCCGACAAGGGCAGGUUCCACCGACUCCGACGGCGGCGGCAGCAGCAGCAGUAGCAGCAGCAGCCGGGGCCGGGAACCUCCCGGCGGCGGCGUUCCGACGACCAGCGAACACGUGCCGGGGAUAAGCCUGCAGAGCGUCCCCUGCCGCAACAUGAGCAACCAGAUACUGUACCUCAGCGUCGAGGCGGCUUCUGUCCGGAUGAAUUCGGUGCUCGUGACGGUCUUCUCUGGCUUCUGGGUGCGCAACCUCAGCGGCCUACCCCUUACGCUAGGAGAACCCGUUUCUCGGGGUCUCUCGCCUCUAGAGCUGCACGAGGAGAGGCUGGCCGACAGCGCGGCUAGGGACAAGAUGCGAAGGUACAGUCCUUCCCCUCCUAGGCAAUCCUCGUGGGACGUCCAUUUGUCGGCGGUGCAGUCCGACCAGCACGGCAUGACCGAGGAGGUUUUCGAGCUGAGGCUGGCGCGCAGGGGCCAGGAGGGGAUGGAUUCGUACGACACCCGGUGGAUCACCGCGCAAGGGAACCCGCGGUCGCCCUGCACACAGGUGCGGCUUCCGAGCGACCUGUGGCGGUGGGAUGGCGAGUGGACCAUGGAUGUUUCCGGUGCCGUGGCUCCAAACGCUCCCGGGACAGGCGGAGGGGGCUGGGAAAGCUGCCCUCGAAAAUUGAAAGGGGCGAGCUACAGCAACAGCAGCUUCUCGUCCUCUCGGGCCUUCACGCUCUCCGACCCCGUCUGGCGUCGGAGGGGAACGAGGAGACCCGUGUCUCGCCAUCGACUAUCGCGGGCAAGCCCGUGGGGGAAGGCACCUCGAUCAUUUAUCAGCCAUCGGCAGGCGUGGUCAGCAAGAUCGGGGUCCCAACAGCUGAGACCCCCCGAGCGGUCCGGGGGGGUGCGGGGCGCGCGAGCCGGCCCGGAGCAGGACUAUGUGUGCGGGUGGACGAUUCUGCCUGGUCGCGGCCGCUCAACAUCGCGGUGCAGGGGGCGGGGGGACCGUUUCAGGUACACGGUGAUGAACAAGUGCGACUGCGUGCUGGUUGUGAGGCAGUACGGCAGUAACGUCACCAUGGAGCUCGGGCCCGGGGAAUCGCGCCCCCUCCACUGGGCAGACGGAAGCCUGGAAGCCACUCUGUCGGUCAGCGUGAUCUCCCGGGGGACGACCGCGGCGGCAGCUGGGAGUUCUCCGGAGAUGUCGCCAACGACGGCGGCACUGAUGGACUGGAGCGGACCCGUGGGCAUCGGGAACAUCGGCACUUUCCCCAUCUGCAUUCGCCCCAAACCGGGCGGUGCUGCCCUCCCGGUCGACUCCCACGUGGCGACGCCGCCCGAGUCUAGGGCCUCAUCUCCGUCGAGUAGGGCCGGGAGCAGCGGUUGGUCUACCCCGGUCUCGUCGCCGCAUCGAGGGGGGGUGGAACCGAUGCCGAUGGUCGGUGCCAACCGCGUCCUCGGGGUGGAGGUCAAUAUCGGCAGGCACUCCGACGGCGGAGGUGACGGUUCAGAGCGACCAGUCGAUGGCAAGGACGGACCAAGCGGUGGCGGUCAGGGCUUCCGAUCUUCCGCCGUUCAGGUCAUCUUCCAGGAAGAGGCGUGGGGGACAGGGGACAGGUUCCCCACGUACCGCCUCGAGAACCACACCAACUCCAGGAUUUUCUACGGCCAGGCGUCUGUCCCCGGGCCAGGGGACGCCCUCCCCCCCGGGCGGUCAUGCCUCUUCGGAUGGGACCACCCCUGUCCCGUGGAGGAGAGAGUGCAGGGGGUGCUCAACCUCAGCCUGGUCCUGGCCGCGGAGCCCCUCAGCUCCCCGGAGGGGAAACGCCAGGCCAAGACCCUGAACAUCCGAAAGCUCGGGGAGAGAACUUCGCUGGUGACGUCUAGGGGGAGGGUGGAAGUCGUCGUGGAGCCGGACGGCCCGAGCAAGCUGGUCCGCAUGUACAAGAGCAAGGCGUUCUCGAUUAUGUCCCCGCCCACCAGGACAAGAGCCAGGCCCCCGCAGCCCGUUCAGUCUACCGUAGAGCGGGCGAGGACCUCCCCUCGUGCCCACAGCGCUAGCGCCGGCGGCGGCAACAGCGGCGCCGAGAUCGUAGGGCCACCGAGACCCUUGCGGCGGUCCGUCGAUCUCCGGGGCAAGAAGCGGACGGCCAACGCAGAAGAAGAGACUUCCGCAAGUGUGGCAGCAGAAGGCCGAGGCACGGCGUACAAGUAA
Messenger RNA from Ectocarpus siliculosus, 3930 nucleotides. The record is from the annotation of a GenBank genome assembly. NCBI's taxonomy places the organism in Eukaryota, Phaeophyceae, Ectocarpales, Ectocarpaceae.